Mixia osmundae IAM 14324 is the source of this 1280-nucleotide messenger RNA. RefSeq lists its product as uncharacterized. The coding region runs from base 22 to 1209 and encodes 395 amino acids. Gene Ontology annotation, molecular function: diphosphomevalonate decarboxylase activity; ATP binding. The record is from RefSeq and is a predicted model, not a curated record. Gene Ontology annotation, cellular component: cytosol. Gene Ontology annotation, biological process: isoprenoid biosynthetic process; isopentenyl diphosphate biosynthetic process, mevalonate pathway. The transcript has 3 exons. Lineage: Eukaryota; Fungi; Basidiomycota; Mixiomycetes; Mixiales; Mixiaceae.
CACGUCGCUCAGCCCACAGAAAUGACAUUUGUCGAGGCGACAUGCUCGGCGCCGGUCAACAUCGCAGUCAUCAAAUAUUGGGGCAAGAGGGACACUGCGCUCAUUCUGCCAACCAAUUCGUCCCUUUCUCUGACGCUGUCGCAAGAUGAUCUGCGCUCUACAACGAGCAUACGUGCAGAUGCAACCUUCACACGAGACGCGCUGUGGUUGAAUGGCUCGAGCGUCGCUCUAGAUGGCGAAGGCAGGAUGACGACUUGUCUCGAGGAAAUGCGCAAGCUCAGGCGACAACUCGAACAAUCAGCCUCACAGAAAGACAUUGACGGCAAAGCGCUGUCGAGCUGUCACUUGCACAUCGUGUCAGAGAACAACUUCCCUACCGCUGCCGGCCUAGCAUCAUCAGCUUCAGGCUUCGCAGCGCUUGUCUUCACGCUCGCAAAACUAUACCAGCUGCCUGAGAACGCAUCUGAGCUAUCGAGAAUAGCACGACAGGGCUCAGGAUCAGCCUGUCGGUCACUGUUUGGCGGGUAUGUCGCUUGGGAAAUGGGCGCCUCUGCGGAUGGGCAGGACUCGUUAGCUGUCCAAGUUGCGCCCGAGACACAUUGGGCGGGCAUGAAAGCACUGAUCUGCGUGGUGUCGGAUGCAAAGAAAGGCACUUCUUCUACUUCGGGCAUGCAAAGGACCGUGCAGACUUCGACACUGCUGCAAGAGCGCAUCAAUUCUGUCGUGCCCGAGAGAAUGGCAGAGAUCACAAAGGCAAUCAACCAACGCGAUUUUGAUACCUUUGCAACAAUCACCAUGAAGGAUUCGAAUAGCUUCCAUGCAGUCUGCAUGGACACUUUCCCACCUAUCUUCUAUCUGAACGACGUGUCAAGGUCAAUCAUCGCAGUCAUCACAGAACUCAACAGACUCUCGACAGAAGCUGGCAAAGGUCUUGUGGCGGCUUACACAUUCGACGCAGGGCCGAAUGCGGUCAUCUACGCACUCGAGCAAAGCAUGCCCGAGAUCAUCGCACUCGUCUCUCACUUUUUUCCGGGGAAAGAUAGAAAAGAAGGCUCCCUGCCUGCUGGCUUCAACGUGAAAGUAUCGACUGUCUUUCCGCCGGAAAGCGUCAGCCGACUUAUCCAUACCCGAGUAGGCGACGGACCGCGCGUGCUAAGCGCAGACCACUCUCUCGUCGCGUCAGACGGCCAACCCAAGAGAAUCGCAUGACGUCCGCGCAGAGUGACGUGACAACUGUUCGUGUAUGCAUUGCUGAUCGCUACAUCUUUCUAUUUCCACUG